UUUCUUUUUUCUCUUCUUCUCCCUGCCAACUCCCUAGAGGUAUCCGUAGCUUAGGUAUAGGUACCUACAUUUGGUUUUUCCCCCAUAGCAAAAAUAAGACAAAAUAAAACACAAACCAAAAAUACAGCCGACAUAGGUAUAACACCCCCAACAACCCCCCCUCCUAAAAAAAAAAAGAAUUAUUCAAAGACAGGCCGUGGGAUCGCCAACCAAACCAUCCGACAACUUCGCACAACCCACCUCACCACGACGCACACCCACUACGAUUUUCGUAAAAUAACCCACGGACUCUCUCUGCGCUCCCUACGCACUUUUCCCAUUGGCACACACAACGCUACCCAGCACGAGUCCAGCUCGACCGCCCAACAUGAAGCGCAGAGCCCAGUCGCCGCCUGUCAGCCAGAACCCCGUCAAGAAGUCCAAGACUUCGCUGGGUAGCGACGAGGCCAGGAAGAGCUUUAGGAAGGGCCUCUUCGACCGCGACGUCCUGGACCGGUAUACGCGCGCCUACGCCAAAUCCGCCCCUUACAAGCACAGCGUCAUCAGCGAGCUGAUCGACGACAAGCUGCUGCGGGCCGUGCGCGAGGAGAUCAAGAACAACGUCUCCUUCACCCCCAAGGAGACCGACAUCUACAAGAUCCACCAGUCCGGCGACCUCGCCAACCUCGACGGCCUCGACGACGACGCUCUGGCGAAGCUGCCCUCGCUGCUUGCCCUCCGCGACGCCAUGUACUCCCAGUCCUUCCGCGACUACGUCGCCCACAUCACCGGCUGCGGCCCCUUGAGCGGCACCAAGACGGACAUGGCCAUCAACGUCUACACCCCCGGCUGCUUUCUCCUGUGCCACGACGACGUGAUCGGCAGCCGCAAGGUUAGCUACAUCCUCUACCUGACCGACCCCGACAUCCCCUGGAAGCCCGAGUGGGGUGGCGCGCUGCGCCUGUUCCCCGUGCAGACCAUCGAGGGCGAGGACGGCGAGGUGGCCAGGAUGCCCGCGCCUGACGUCACCAAGAUCAUACCCCCGGCUUGGAACCAGCUGAGCUUCUUCGCUGUCCAGCCCGGCGAGAGCUUCCACGACGUCGAGGAGGUAUACCACGCCGAGACGAAGGAGCAGCUAGAGAAGGAAGGAGGCAGGGUCCGCAUGGCUAUCAGUGGCUGGUUUCACAUCCCGCAGGUCGGAGAAGACGGAUACGUCCAAGGCGCCGAGGAGAAGCUGGCCAAGAACAGCGGUCUGAUGCAGCUGCAGGGAAACCCGGACCAGUACGACGCGCCUCGGGCCCAGCCGGUCGCCGUCGAGCAGCCGGGGUCGAGUCCCCAACAGGAAUUCGACGAGGCCGACCUCGAGUUUCUGCUCAAGUACAUGGCGCCCACCUAUCUCACGCCCGACACUCUCGAGCAGGUCCUGGACCGCUUCGAAGAAGACUCGAGCAUCUCGCUCCCCAACCUCCUCGGCAAGAAGUUCGCGAAGAAGCUGCACGACUUCGUCGCCGCGCAGGAUCGCGCCCCUCUGCUCGAAGAUAGCGCCGAGAUCGAGAAGGGCCCCUGGCGCGUCGCGAAGCCGCCCCAUAAGCACAGGUACCUCUAUCUCCGGCCGGGUGGUGCCGCCGCCGCCACUACGAACGGGAAGUCCAGGGGGGACGAGGAAGACUCGCCCAUCCGGGAGCUCCUCGAGGACUUUCUCCCGAGCCCGCAGUUCCGCCGCUGGCUGCAGAUGGCCACGGGCUGCGUGAUCGAGAGCCACGACUUCGUCGCGCGGCGCUUCCGGCGCGGUAGGGACUACACGCUCGCUACGGGACACGAGGGCAAGCCGCGGCUCGAGGUGACGUUGGGCAUCACGCCCACGAGCGGGUGGGGCGACGAGGAAGACGAGCACGAGGGUGAGGGCAAUGGCGAUGGCGAUGGCGAUGGCGACGACAGCGAUAACGACGAAGAGGAAAAGGGAAACGGGCCCUCUCCCUCGUCGUCGUCGUCGUCGUCCUCCUCCUCCUCCUCCAAGAAGAAGAAGGGAAAAUCCGAAAAAGAAGAAGAAGAUGACGGCGACGAGAACGACGGGAACGAAGAAGAGGAAGGGGGACGCGAGGGAGACGCCGGCGGCCAGGAAGUGUACCUGGCGGGGGACGAGGACGCGGCGGACGAAGACGCGGCGGUGUACAAGUCGGGGGUGAUCGGGCCGGACGGGGACAACGUGCUGUUCUCCCAGGCGGCGGCGUGGAACCGGAUGGCGGUGGUGCUGCGCGACGGCGGGACGCUGCGGUUCGUCAAGUACGUGAGCCGGCGGGCGCCGGGCGACCGGUGGGACGUGGCGGGCACGCUCGAGGUCGAGGAGCAGGACCUGCCGCCGGACGAGGAGGACGAGAUGCGCGGCGAAGAAGAGGGCGGCGGCGGCGGCGGGAGGGCGCCGCCCGACGGCAUCGACGAGGAGGAAGACGAGUGGAACGGGUUCCCCUCGCCCUCGCCCGACGACAGCGAUUCCGACUGACCUCGUCGCGCACGCUGCUGCGGCCGGCGCCGGAUGCUGGCCUGUCUAACCCGUCUCUUACCUGUCUAGUCUAGUCUUUUUUUCAUGUAGGUACAUCGGCCGCACGGGAUUCGUUCUGCAUCGCGAGGGAGAUCGGGAGUUAGGUGACUCGGGGAGUUUUUGUUUUUGUUUUUUUUUAUCUGUCACGUAGCAAUUGAACCAGCCUAUAUAAGCCUACAUACCGCAAAGCGUGAAUGUAGGCGUCUACGUUUUACGUGACAUUAUCUAUAUAUCUAUGUCUUCAACCCGGUUCGCUA
Molecule: messenger RNA, 2775 nt
Organism: Durotheca rogersii
Lineage: Eukaryota; Fungi; Ascomycota; Sordariomycetes; Xylariales; Xylariaceae
Product: Oxoglutarate and iron-dependent oxygenase degradation C-term-domain-containing protein
Exons: 2
Coding region: 368-2479 (703 amino acids)
Biological process (GO): peptidyl-proline hydroxylation; regulation of translational termination
Cellular component (GO): cytoplasm
Molecular function (GO): iron ion binding; L-ascorbic acid binding; peptidyl-proline dioxygenase activity
Source: RefSeq, a predicted model, not a curated record